This is a messenger RNA of Aspergillus wentii DTO 134E9, 2133 nucleotides long. RefSeq names its product transcription factor domain-containing protein. Bases 1 to 2133 code for a protein of 710 amino acids. NCBI's taxonomy places the organism in Eukaryota, Fungi, Ascomycota, Eurotiomycetes, Eurotiales, Aspergillaceae. Gene Ontology annotation, molecular function: zinc ion binding; DNA binding. The record is from RefSeq and is a predicted model, not a curated record. The transcript has 2 exons. Gene Ontology annotation, biological process: DNA-templated transcription.
AUGGAGUCAUCAGAUUUCAUUCCGGGCGCCUCAGAGAUCGGUUCCCUGACGGCGCAUUCCAACGAAGAGAGUCAGUUUGUCGGCAGUUCCAGCGGCGUCUUUUUUAUCAACACUGUUCGCCAGGCUUUUUCCAAGAAUCUCACUCCAUCAUCGAAUGGGCCAUCGUCCUCUGCUCAGGACUUCCCCCACCCAGAAGACACCAUCGUGGGCAGCGAAGACUCUCCGCGGGGGGGCAAGCAGCAUCAUGCGCCUUCCACCAGAGCAUCGCCCUCGAUGACCGGGGACUCGGAAUCCCUUGGUCGGUGGGGGUAUGAUCCAGAUGUUGCAGCUGCUUUGGGAUAUGCUCCACCCGUUGAGAUGGCCAAAGAGUUCAUGAUGGUGUAUUUCAAGAUCUGGCAUCCUCUGUUUCCCUUUCUACACGGCCCAACGUUCCUCCAGGCAAUGGAGUUGCUUUACUCUAGCGAACCGCAGAAUAAGAACAAACCGGAAUCGUCGUCGAAUCAUCGCAAUGCGUGCUGGACGACAAUAUUCCAGUGCGUGUUCAAUCUUGCUAGUCUGCUUCGUCCCGACAUCCAAUUGCCGGUAGAAUCUCGGAUUGAAUCACCCAGCAGCAUGCAUUCCUUGCUGGCGACGCUGUCUUUCAAGCAUGAUAUUCCCUCACUCCAAGCUCUUCUAGCGGCUCAGCUGUAUCAGGUUGCGAAAAUGUCGCUUCGAACCGCAUCGACGUUUGGCGGCUGCACGCUCCGAUCUAUGCUUCAUGGCGGUUUUCAUCGCUGUCCAUUUCGCUAUAAAGAGCUUUCUUCGCACGAUCGACAACUGAGAAAGAGGGUUUUCUGGUGCGCCUAUGCCAUUGACCGGUAUCUGAGCCAGGCAUUGGGGUUGCCCCUCGGUAUCCAGGAUUCGGAUAUCGACGUCUGUACUCCUGGAGCCUGUGAAGUUCACACCCAGCAAGCGUACAGUGCUCAAGUUCUCAAAACCGGAUCAUACGCAUUUUCUCAAUCUAGGGAGCCUUCUACUGGAGAAACUCCCGUGAGAGAUGACGGAAUGACCCCGCCAACAGAGACCCAACAAAAGCGACAUGAUAACGUCGCUCAGGGGACAGAAGAGCAACGCAAAAGGGAAGCUACCCUUGCAAGCUAUGUUGAAUCCGGGAAGCUCACAGGCCGGGCUCUGGAGCUAUUCCAUAAAUCUAUCAUGGUCCGGUCUAUCCGCCGAAGCUCUGUUCUCUUCCUCGUCACCGACGUCCACAAGUGGUGGAAUGGUCUACCACCGGAGCUACAAGGCAGUCCUAACAAGCUGGAGGGAAAUGCAACGGCUGCUAUUAUAAAUAAGCCAUUCGAAUUUGGGCCAUUCUUCACCAUUCUCUACCAACACAUGAUCCUCCUCAUCAACCGGCCUUCGCUGUCUUUGAAUCCAUCUUCUGCUGAAUUCUGCUCAGGGUUGCAAACCUGCAUUGGUGCCGCUCGGGGCAUUCUCACUGCAUUGGGAGCCCAAGUUGACGGAGGCCAAGCAUUAUUCUGGCCAGGGUUCUUAUCUGCAGCAUGGAUGUCAGGGCUUGUUCUUGCUUUUGCCUGCCAACUCAAGCAAUAUGUCUUGUCCAAAGGGUCUCAGGAAUUAAACGAAUGUCUGAGGUUUUUGCAUAUAAUGUCCGCUCAAUGGGAACCAGCCAGACAUUGCCAUAAAGCACUCACAUUAUUAUCAUCGAAUAUCCGUCAACCCACCAACGACACCACCACAGAAACCCCCCAAUCACCCUCUACACAGAACCACAACGCAGCUCGGCCCAGAAAACGAAAACUCAACGCAAACGAACCAUUAAACCCCCACGACCCCUUCGCAGUAAUACCAGACACCCAUAUUCCACCCAACACCAACAAUCACGAAGUUCCCCUCGACACUACAAUCCUCCCCACCCCAACAAACCUGGAACCUAUCAUCUCCACGUACGCAAAUACACAACAGACCUCCCCUUCCAACUCGCAGGACCUGGAAAACCGUCUGUUUCUCGACGGUGGGUUUUCCGGGUCUACCAUGACUCCGGCAAACCUGGAUCUUAACAUGGUUGAUUUGCUUCAGGGAGCGAACUUUGAUACCCUUUUUGAUAUGUUUGGGCAGCAGUAUCCGAGUUUUUAG